AUGCAUGACAGCAAUUGUCGUAGCGUGAGGAAGGAGGGAGGGAUAGUGAGAACGGCUUCGCUGUUCCUUUUUCUUUUUGCCCUUCCUGUGACGAUGGUGGCGGCCCGGGAGUCCGUUGGUGCCAUGGACACUUCCUCCAUUGUGUGCACCUGCCGCUGCUGUUAUCAGGGCGGCUGCAGCCCCAUGCCAAACAUCACAUGGGUCGUGUCCACGUGUGACCGAUGUAGUACUGCGGUCUGCAACGAGUACAUUCGAAGCAAAGAGGUGCGCAUUGAGACGGCCCGUCUUUUUGAGGGCAUCGAGAGCGAUGAGCCUCUGCCAAGCAUUGAGGAACAACUGAAUGAGUGUAAGGUAAUCUCCGUCCUGGAGGCAGCAACAUGUUCCGGUCGGAACUGCAAGCGCACAACGACGAUUAAGGCCGAGUGCUACAACAGGGACGCACCGCUCAUCAAGUACUCCAUCAUUUCUUUUGUAAGCGUCACGGCUCUGGCUAUUGUGUUUGGACUCAUCAAGAAUCACAUCCCCGCUUUACAUGGCCUCAACGAAAAGUAUUUCAACUAUUGA
Trypanosoma cruzi is the source of this 564-nucleotide messenger RNA. Its product is annotated as endochitinase, putative. The record is from RefSeq and is a predicted model, not a curated record. Lineage: Eukaryota; Euglenozoa; Kinetoplastea; Trypanosomatida; Trypanosomatidae. Bases 1 to 564 code for a protein of 187 amino acids. The transcript has a single exon.